GUACUGGAGUCGAGGCUCUUUGCGGCUGUGGACCUCGAGCCAUCCUUCAGUCAUCCGGAGCAGCUCUCCCUUCGGGCGGGCAUCUUCGAUGAAACUCCAAAGCGUCAACCCUGGGUCUAUGACCACGAGGUGCUUCUGGAGGGAGCGGCAGUGGAAGCUCUUCACCGCAAUGCCAAAUCGUACGGGAUUCCGUUCGACGUGGUGCUGCUCUCCAUGGUGCUGGCUGCCAGCUUCAAAGCAACAUGGGCUCAGGAGAAACUGAGAUCUUUCUACAAAGGCGUGAAGCCGGAGGACUUUGAAGCUUCCAAGACAGAGCUUUCCCUUCCUUUGACGCUGUAUGCCCCUAUGCGAGAUGGAAACAUGAACGAUGCCAUGGUGGGACUCUUCAGUGAUUGGAGGGAUUUGACUGUUGCGUGCAGCUCACUGGUCAGCCUGUUGGGAUUCUGUUUGGAGGUUGCAGAUCUCAUACGCUUCCGGAGGUGGAAGAUGUUUGAUCCGGUUCACAACUCGAACAACAUUUUGGUGAACAUCCUUCCCCUAGAUGAGCAGGCACGAGGCGGGCAGCAUUUCCAACAGACACGGGCCCAUGAGUAUGGUGGUCUGCGACGUUCACAACCUGAUCGGCGCAGGGCGUACAAGGCUGCACACCGGCCAAUGCGGAUAACGUUGGAGCAAGAGGCUCCAGAUGCAUGGUGGAUCAACCUGAACAUUAAUGAGAGUAAUUUCUCAACUGCCUGGUGCCGAUCCUUCGUGAAGAACUUGGAGCAGUGCUUGCAGGACUUGCAGUAUCAGCCGUUGAGCCCGAUGUUGCAAUCAGGUGGACUUCCUGUGUGA
Symbiodinium pilosum is the source of this 834-nucleotide messenger RNA. The record is from the annotation of a GenBank genome assembly. Lineage: Eukaryota; Dinophyceae; Suessiales; Symbiodiniaceae.